GCCGGGUCUUGAAGCUCCCCGGGGAUGGAGCUGGGAACAGGAGGGAUGAGAGAAAGUUGCAGGGAGACAAAUUUUAUAAGAUUCAGUGGGCCCAAUUCAUUCAGUAACAUUCGGCUUUUAUACCACACCAAUUUGUUGAAAGAACUGGAAUGUCUUGACGGAGCCCAGAGACCAUAGUAGGACAAAAAGCGCUUUAAGGACUUAUUUCCCACUGGGUUAUUAUUACUUUAUUAAUUUUUUUUUUUUUUCAGAUGGAGCCUCGCUCUGUCGCUCAGGCUGGAGUGCAGUGGCACGAUCUCGGCUCACAGCAGCCUCCGGAGUAGCUGGGAUUACAGGCGUCCGCCACCAUACCUGGCUAAUUUUUUUGUAUUUUUAGUAGAGAUGGGGUUUCACUAUCUUGGCCGGUCUGGUCUUGAACUCCUGACCUCGUGAUCCACCCGACCUGGAGUCCUACUGGAUUAUUAUAUUGAGCUCGAGAGCCUCCCCAGGCCCCUUUAGUUGAUCUUUCAAACCACAAAUCUUGGCUCACACCUGUAAUCGCAGCACUCUGGGAGGCCGAGGAGGGCGUAUCACCUCAGGUCAGAGCUGGAGACCAGCCAACAUGGUGAAAACCUGUCUCUACUAAAAAUACAAAAAUUAGCUGGAUGUGGUGGCUCACACCUGUAAUCCCAGAUACAUGGGAGCCUUAGGCAGGAGAAUCUCUUCAACUUGGCAGGUGGAGGUUGCAGUGAGCCAAGAUCACAACCCUACCCUCCAGUUUGGAUGACAGAGUGAGACUCAAAAAGAACAAAACAACAUAAAUCCCAGCAGACACUCCCUUGAUUAAAACCCUUCAAUGGUCUGCUUUUAGGAUUUAGUACAAACUUCUCAAUUUGGCUUUCAACACCCAUCUGUGCUCAUUCAUCCAUACCUUUUAAAAAUACAUCUUGAAACCUCAGCUCCUUUGCAUGUGCUAUUCUGCCUGGAAAACUCCUUUCCCCUCAUUCUUAACCUACUGUCUCUGAGUUCUCAGGAUCUCUUUCCUCUUCCUCUAUGCCCAGACUAAAAUUGGUUACCUGUUGGAUGCUGCCAUAGUACCAGGUGCCAUAGUACCUUUCUCUUACUAAUGAAUGGUUGGUAACCAUACAUCCAUUUAUGUAAUUAUUUGAAUGCUGUCUCCUUCACUAACGUUUUUCAAAUGUCUUUGACCUUGCCCCACAAAUACCUUUUACAUUAUAUAUGAUGCUCUCUGAUACAAUUUCUGAUUUUAUUGUUAUUGUGUGCAUGUACACAAAAUGCUGAUUGUAGCUUCCUAGUCAAUUAUAUGACUAGAAUGUGAAAAACACUGUUCUGGAUGUAAUCUGUCAUUGGUUUUGUUCUCUAUUUUAUCUCUUACCUCUAGUCUAGGGUAGGUGUUCAAUACAUGUUAGACUUUGAACAGAAGAUACAGGUUAGAAGCAGUGGAAAAAUGAAGAUUUUGUGCUUAUGAGAUUUACUUAAUGAAUUUAAACCUCAACCUCUCAUUAGCUGUCCUUUAGCAUGUUAACUUCUCUAUUUUCAUCUUUGAAAGGGGGAAUUACACCGCCUUGUGGAGGGGGCAAGUUUUCAGUACAGCGCCUAAGCAGCUGUUCAACAAAUAUUCAGUCAUGCUACUCUUCUGCUACAAGGAACCCUCCUCGUUGCUUCUCUCUGCUGCCUCCAGUAUCUGCUCCUUGCUUUCAGCCAGCUUUUCCUACUCUUGCCAAGAGGGAGAAACCAAGGAGCUCUGGUCAUCAGGUCACCAUUUGAAGGCCUGCCGAGCUGUGGCCUUCUCUCAAGAUGGGCAGAAGCUCAUUACUGUCUCCAAGGACAAAGCCAUCCAUGUUCUAGAUGUGGAGCAGGGCCGACUGGAAAGGCGUGUUUCCAAGGCUCAUGGCGCCCCCAUCAACAGUCUUCUGCUGGUGGAUGAGAAUGUUCUGGCCACUGGGGAUGACAUGGGUAGUAUCCGUCUCUGGGACCAGCGGAAGGAGGGCCCCUUCAUGGAUAUGAGGCAACAUGAAGAGUACAUCGCAGACAUGGCUCUGGAUCCAGCCAAGAAGCUGCUGCUGACAGCCAGUGGAGAUGGCUGCCUUGGUGUCUUCAACAUUAAGAGGCGUCGGUUCGAGCUGCUCUCAGAGCCUCAGUCUGGGGAUCUGACUUCUGUCACUCUCAUGAAAUGUGGGAAGAAGGUGGCUUGUGGCUCCAGUGAAGGUACCAUCUACCUCUUCAACUGGAAUGGCUUUGGGGCCACAAGUGACCGCUUUGCCCUGAGAGCCGAAUCCAUUGACUGCAUGGUUCCAGUCACCGAGAGUCUGCUGUGUACUGGCUCCACCGAUGGAGUCAUCAGGGCUGUGAACAUCCUACCGAACCGAGUGGUAGGCAGUGUGGGCCAGCAUGCUGGGGAGCCUGUGGAGGAGCUGGCCCUUUCCCACUGUGGCUGCUUCCUGGCCAGUAGUGGCCAUGACCAGCGCCUCAAGUUUUGGGACAUGGCCCAGCUGCGAGCUGUGGUGGUGGAUGACUACCGUCGGCGCAAGAAAAAGGGAGGACCACUGCGGGCCCUGAGCAGCAAGGCUUGGAGCACCGAUGACUUCUUUGCAGGACUGAGGGAAGAGGCAGAAGAUUUCAUGGCUCAGGAAAAGGAGGAGGAGGAGACUGGGGAUGACAGUGACUGAGGGAAUGAACUGAUUCCUCACCAGGCAAGAGUCUUGCUUAUUAGGCUGCAUUCCCCAGAGGAUAUAAAUUAUUUUUUAAAAAGACAGGGUUUCGCUGUCAUCCAGACUGGUGUGCACUGGCUCAAUCAUGGCUCACUACAGCCUCAACAUCCCCAGGCUCAGGUUGUCCUUCCACCUCAGCCUCUGGAGUAGCUGGGACUACAGGUGUGUACCACCACACCAGGCUUUUUUGUAUUUGUUUUGGUAGAAAUGGGUCUGUGCUGCCCAGGCUGGUCUUCAACUCCGGGACUCAAAUGAUCCACCUGCCUCUGCUUCCCAAAGUGCUGGGAUUACAGGCAUGAGUACCACCACAACUGACCCAAUUUUUUUUUUUUUUGUUAUGUUUUUCUCUUGUUGCCUGGGCUGGAGUGCAAUGGCGUGAUCUCUGCUCCCUGCAACCUCCACCUCCUAGGUUCAAGCGAUUUUCCUGCCUAAGCCUCCUUGAGUAGCUGGGAUUACAGCUGCUUUCCACCAUGCCAGGCUAAUUAUUGUAUUUUUAGUAGAGGGGGUUUCUCCAUGCUGACCAGGCUGGUCUUGAACUCCUGACCCAGGUGAUCUGCCUGCCUUUGUCUCCCAAAGUGCUGGGGUUACAGGUGUGAGCCACCACACCUGGCUUGAAUAUUAAUUUAUAAUACCCUACGGUGCAACACAAGAAAGAUGCACUCAAAGCACUGAUGUGAGGAAGUACUUACCCCGUAGCAGCUAUUCACUCUGCCAGUAUAAGACAAACUCGAAGCUGUGGCAAGACGGCACAGACACAAGCAUAUACUAACCAGGGGUUUAAUAUAAAUACAACCAGCACAGAAAAACCCAAAACUACAAAAACCGAAAGCAGAAUGCCAUGUGGUGGAGGCAAAGGGCAGGAUUUCUGACCCUUUGGCUCAGCUGCCCCUACCCCUAAAUAACCAACAAAGAGGACAAAUCAGGACAAUAAAGAUUCAUGCUAAACUGUGGGAGAGGGAAAAGGUAUGAUAGAUAGGAUGGGUGUGGGACAAGGAAUGGCCAUGUUAGAUCACAGGAUCAGUUUGGACCCUGGGCUGAGAGGAGAAAGGCAAGGGCCCUCACCAUAAUUUAGGCCAAACCUAAGCUGCCCCCUCCCAGCAGGGCGGCUAAAGGGCUUGGGGCCAUGUCCCUCCCCACCUUUGGGGUCAGAUAGUGGCCACCCAGGCCUGCUGGGUUGGAGCCUGACACAGGCUCUGCCUGCCCAUUCAGGCUGCCUCUGGAGAGAGAAUGGAGUCACUGUCUAACCAUGGUACGUGCCUCAGCUCCAGCAGACCACAGGAGGCUGGCCCCAGACUCAGUGAGUACCUGCAGCAGCUGUGCAGACACAGCAUCCUUGGCCACCUCAUGCCCAUCCUGCCCAUCUAGGGUCAGCACAACCCAGAUUAGGCCACUGAAGGGUACUGGAUGCCCAGGGAUCACGACCUGGUACCAGAAGCGGUGCCAGCCAGCAGGCCCGGUGCCCAAACACUUAGUAAGGAACACAGGGCUCCCCAGCUUCAUUCGUUGGCACAGCAACUGCAGGGUAGCUCGAGCCCCUUGGGACCCUAACUUGUCCCUUGCCAAGGCCAACUGGCUGCCUUCUGGCUGUGGGGACCGCAAGGAGGGACCCACAAGCUGCUGACGGAGUCGCUGCUUCAGGUCUGGCUUGAGCCACUCCACAGCGACAGGCUCUCCACAGAGGUGUGAUUGCCCUGCAGGAAAAAAAGACAAGGGCAGAUCUAAACCCUGGGUCCAAGCCUCCAGGCUGUAAGCCCUUUGGAGCAGCAACCCAGGCUUAUAAUUUGUAGCUUUCCCAUUUCCUGGUAGUGUAACCAAGGGUAAGAAAAGAAGCAUUCAAGCUCCAUUACUUGCAAAGGGAGGGUAACACAACUGCUACAUUAGCAGUUUCCUUGGAGGAGUACUGAUUAAUGCAGUAUUUGUCUGCCUCAUAACCAUCAUAAUGGCCAAUCUUUACUGUGAAAACUUGCUAGAAGUCAGUGUGCUAAGUACCAUACACACCCAUUGUCAAAACAGUCUGAGAAAACAGGUUCUAUAGUAGUAAAAGGCUCAGUUGGAUUCCCUUGAGCAAAUCAAUUUAACAGUUUCCUCAUAGCUGGAGGGUCCUGUGCCUAUUUUGCGGGGUGGGGUGGGGGAAUGUUGAGGAUUAAGUCAGAAGAUAAUGCUCAGGUAGUGUUACAAAUUUAGGUAAGUGGUGUUAGUAGCACCAUUUUAAGUUUUAAAAAUCUGAGAUCAAAUAAUAAAAGGCUGCAAAUUCUGGCA
Messenger RNA from Callithrix jacchus (white-tufted-ear marmoset), 4970 nucleotides. It is a transcript of the gene WDR55, whose product is annotated as WD repeat domain 55. The record is from RefSeq and is a predicted model, not a curated record. NCBI's taxonomy places the organism in Eukaryota, Metazoa, Chordata, Mammalia, Primates, Cebidae. Gene Ontology annotation, molecular function: protein binding.